AUAUAUCGAAGUCCAAACAUUGAUAUUACAUGAAAUAAGAAUAUAAUUAAGUUAUGCAUAUAUUAGAAUUUAUUUUGAGUUGCAGCUCAUUCUCAAAUAUAUAAUAACAAUAAAUUAAUAUCGCAACUCUGUAAAGUUUUCAAGUUAGUAAUUUUGAUAUUUCGAAGAUGGAAUAAAUCUUAAGCUCCAAAAUGAGAACUGUACCGAAGUGGGUUAAUAAAAUCCACGAAGCUGAUAAAAUAGAUUGCUCCAGUGUACAAACAAUAUGCUUUAGUCCUGAUGGUACACAACUGGUAGUUGGUGCUGGUGAGAAAAUAAUGGUGUAUGACCCUAAGGAAGGAGCACUUGUUCAAUUACUUCAAGCCCAUAAAGGACCAGUACAUUCAGUGGAUUACUGCAGGGAUGGAAAAAAAUUUGCUAGUGGUGGUGCAGAUAAAAAUGUAAUCAUUUGGAAUUCUAAAAUGGAGGGCAUCCUUAAAUAUUCUCAUAGUGAAGUGAUUCAAUGUCUGGCAUAUAAUCCAGUGACAUUCCACUUAGCAUCAUGUGCAUUGUCAGAUUUUGCUUUUUGGUCUACUGAUGUAAAGGCAGUUCAAAAAGUAAAAGUAUCUGGGAGAAUUACAAGCUGUGCAUGGUCAUUGAAUGGACAAUAUUUAGCUAUAGGCCUGGCAAGUGGAAAAGUUUCUUUAAGGGAUAAAGCUGGAGAUGAGUUUCAAAGGAUAGAACGAGAUGCUGCUGUUUGGUCUCUAGCAUUCUUUAAAAAUACACUUGUAGUUGCAGACUGGACUGAUACAUUGUCAUUUUAUGAUAUGCUCGGUCAACAAGUUGCCAAGGAGAGAAAUAUAGGUAUAUCAGCGUUGUCCAUGAAAGUAGUGGAAUCAUUGAUAUUAGUUGGGGGCAUUGGUGGUUGGGCAGUCUUGACCGCGGAGGGCAUAUCUGUAGUGACGACUGACCACGAAUGGGUAUGGUCAAUAACACCGUCACCAACGUUCAAUACUUUGGCAGUAGCUUGUCAAGAUGGCAGUCUAUGGUGCUACCAAGUUGUAUUGAACACUGUACAUGGUCUCUACCGGGAUAAAUAUGCGUAUAGAGAAAACAUGACCGACGUUAUAAUACAGCACCUUACAUCUGGAAAUAAAGUGAGAAUUAAAUGUCAUGAUAAAGUACAGAAGAUAGCGAUAUAUAAACAUAGAUUAGCGGUACAAUUACCAGAGAGAGUGUUGAUUUAUGAGCAAACUGGUCCAGACGGGAUGAUGUAUCGUGUGAAAGAAAAGCUUAUGCAGAAGGCUGAAUGUUCCUUACUAGUUGCUACCAGUGAUGCACUAUUACUUUGUCAGGACACUAAAUUGACGAUGGUCGGGGUUAAUAUUCCAAAAUCGUGGGAGUUGCCAACGCCAAUUCGUUAUGUUAAAGUAACAACUUUAUGCCUCCAAGAAGUAUUACUUUUAGGUCUUCUAAAUGGCGAAAUAUGGCAAGUUGAAGUCAGUACGGGCAACUCCGACAUAUUGUUGACGACUCCGGCGUGCGUACGAUGCCUUGACAUUAACGUUUCGAGGACAAGAUUGGCUGUUGUAGACGAAGUUUCCGUUUGUCGAGUGUAUUCAUUGCCCUCAGCUGAAUUACUGUAUGUUGAGGAAAAUAUAUCAUCUGUGUCAUGGAAUUUAUGGUUUGAUGAUUUGUUAUGUUUGUCUGGCGGCGAUCUGCUUUCGAUAAAGGCUGGGAACUUUCCGGCCGCCACACAACCUCUUAAUGGCUCUGUUGUGGGUUUCCAGGGAGGCCGUGUGUUUUGUCUCCAAUCGAAUGCUAUGCAGUCCAUUAAUGUGCCAUUGUCUCACGCCGUUCAUCAGUAUGUCCAACAGAAGAUGUUCAAUGAAGCAUAUGCCGUGGCAUGUCUCGGGAUAACAUCAUCAGAUUGGGAGAGACUUGGAUAUGCAGCAUUAGAAGAGUUAGCAUUCGAAGUUGCUCGGAAAGCCUUUCAAAGGAGCGAGAAUAUUGUUUUUUUAAACCUUAUCGAUCAAUUACAGGAACGUCUAGAUAAUGGCGAGAGUAAAGCUGUGAUUUCUGGAGAUGUAUUAGCAUAUAGAGGAAGAUAUGCUGAAGCGGCAAGAUCGUAUCAAAGCUUCGCACGAGGUGAGAAAGCCCUCGAUAUGUACGUCGAUCUACGUAUGUUUGGAAAAGCACAGGAGUUUGUUAGCGAAGGUGAAAGUUUGACGGCGUUGACACGUAGACGUGCGGAAUGGGCGCGUCGCGUCAACGAACCGCGUGCCGCGGCUGAGAUGUAUCUCGCCGCGGGUGACGUACGGAACGCGGUGGCCAUUUUGGCUGAGAGCGGGAAACGGGACAUGCUUAUAGAAUUGGCUCGUAAAAUGGACAAGGGCUCGAGUGAGUCCCUUCGGUACUUAGCUGAAGCGUUGGUGACUACGGGCGAAUAUGCAACUGCUGCAGAUGUGUACCAGCGCCUUGGAGAUUAUAGGAGGGUGGCGCAAUUGGUAGUGAACGCCUGCGAAUGGCCGCGCGCGUUCCAACUUGCACGCGAACACCCAGAAUGCAAGCAGGAUGUCUACAUACCCUAUGCGCAUCAAAUGGUGCAGGAAAAUAAAUUUAUUGAAGCUCAAAGAGCAUAUUAUAUGGCGGGCGAGACACAGACAGCAAUACGUGUUCUCAACGUGCUCGUACGAAACGCAGCGAUGGAAGAGAGAUUUAGCGAUGCUGGGUUCUUGCAUUACUCCCUCGCGGCCCAAAUAUUGGAGAUAGCUGAUGACAGGGAUCGAAGUACACUGCUGCAUCAAUAUAUGCACAAUGACCGGUUAGCUCGUAUUUAUCACGCAUACGACAACGUGCACCGAUGCGUUCACGAACCCUUCUCUCUUAGCCAACCAGACGCACUACUAAAUGCUGCGAGAUAUGUACUGGCAUUAUUAGAUGGGGAAGCACCGCCUGGGGUUUCUAUGUUCUGCCUCUACCUCUGCAUGGCGAAACAGGCAAAAGUUUUGAAUGCAAACCUAUUAGCUCGAAAGAUGUUGGAUAAAAUUUUAGGCCUACAAAUUCCACAAAAGUUUCAGGAAAGUGUAGAACUCCUCAUGUUGAAAAGUGGCGGCCAACUAGGCGCAAGCGAAAGUCCCGAAGAAGAAGUCGCACCUUUGUGUUGGCGUUGCCGCAGACAUACGCCGAUGUUUGCCACUCAUUGUCCGAGAUGCAACCACGCGAUGGCUCAUUCAUUGGCAACUCAUGAAGUUCUGCCUUUAGUACAGUUUGUACCAGCUGAAGGUAUUACAAAUGAAGAGGCCCUGGACUUAAUAGAUCGAAUGCUUUUACCCGAAGAGAAAUGCGCUGAUGGGGCGGAGAUACUUAAAAUAAACCCCGACAUUGAUUCGUCAGAUCCAUUUCUGGAUAAGACCGACGAGGAUGAUGACAGCGGUGUUGUAGUUUGUUGUCGAAAGGCUUUACUGCAACUGAAUCCUUCUGCUGUGGUGGUCCAACAGAAAAUCGGGCUUUCCCCUGUUUUUUAUAGAAAUAUGCUACCCGAGCUGCCUGUCACAACAUGCGAUUACUGCCACAAUUUAUACUACAUGGAAGACUUCGAGAUACAGCUCAUAAAUAAAGGUCAUUGUGGGUUCUGUAGACGUCCCACUGAUGAGGACAAAAGUCAGGAGAAUGGCAUAAAUGACAAUUCUAAUAAUGACUCCAACGCAUCAACUCCUACUAGCCCCAGUAAUGAACAUGGAUCGUGGAGAUAAUUUAGCGGCUUCUGCUAUGACGAGAGAUUUUUAUUGUAAUUUUAGAAAAUAUUUAACCAAAGCAAGCAUUGGAAUUUAUUGAAACAUGUCACGUUUAUACUUUCAACAAAUAACAAUCUAGCAACUGUUUCUCUGUUGAAUCCUUCUUUCCCUGACACCUAUUUUCACUAUAAGGGUUUUCGUUGCACAGUUUUGACCUUAGGUAGAGAUAAAAAUUUAAUAUGCAUCUAUAAAUUAUGAUUAAUUUAUAAUUGUAAAUUAAAUCCUACAAACCCCGUUGCUUUGUUACCAAGCAAGCAUUUGGUCAAUAGUAUAUCUUAUGCAUAGCUGGUUUGGAAAUCUGAUAAAUGUUAUAUUAUAUAGGCCGCAUUGCAAACUUAUUACGUAUAAGCCAUAAAUGAACUAUAUAGGAUGUUUCGUUCUUAUCAUUCUAAAGUACAAAGGAAAUUGCCAUGGUUUAUAUUUGCAAUAUUCUGCAGGAUAUCUACUAAAAUACUAAUUGUGUCGUUUGUUCUGUAUGUUGGCUUAAAGUAGGUUUAUAAUUCGUUCCUUUACCAACUAUUUUAAUAUAGUAGAUUUAUUGUGCACUGUAAAUAAAUUUUGCGUCACAUUGUCGUCAAAUUUCGAUGUUUUUUAAGUUUUUCACUUUGUAACCUACAAUUCUAGAAUCGGUACAAUUACGUCAUGGGUUUCCUCACACGCAGUGAAAAUGUUAUGCGAAAUUUUCUCUGCCUAAGCCAGUCGGGCCUUUGGACCUAUUCAGUGGCAGAUUUACAAAUUUUCAAGGUUUAGGCUGUGAAGUUUUUGCUCCCAUUGCCUCAACAAUUGUCAUGAUUUAGAUUAUUUUUGGAAUCGAACAAUUUUAUUGCAUCCAAUUAUACACAAACCAUCCAGUUUAAAGCCGUAAGUAGUAGGACUGAUAGAUACAGAUGAAUAGAAGCAAGAGGGUAAUACAAUUGUGAGCUGAGGGCGCAUAGGUCGAUUACUGGUUUGGGGGUUGGCCAAAAUUUGCCGACUUCUAUAUGUAAAACAUCUAAAAGCCUUGUCAUUUGAUUUUUAUGAGGUAGCAAGAAUAAUAAAUCGGUUUUCAAAUUUGCAGCCCUAGCCUACUCAGCCGGCUAGUAAAUCCGUCACUCGCCACUGGGCCACCCUUUAGGGUCGAAAAAAACACAAAAUAAUCAAGUGUACAUUUUAUUUUACACCUAACGAAAUAUGUUAUCCGUUUUAUGUUAACACGAAAUUUUAACUUCGGUCCUCAGAUCAGGAAAAUUACAACAUUUUAUUGAAUAUAUGUAUUGCAUUAAUUUCUAUCACAGUAGCUUAAUACUGAUGCAAAAGAAAACUCAUCAAUAUAAUAACUUAACUAAAACAUAAUUUAAACAAAACAAGAAAACCAACCCUAAACCUUUUUAUAACUAAUUAUAAAUAUGUAAUGCAAUCUUGUGAAUUCUGUCUGUGUGCAACUAAAUGUACCUUCAGGCCAAACUUUGCUUUGGUUUUAAGUUCAAUCGAGCUCGUCGUAGGAGGUUGUACUAAGCGUUUUAAAUAAAUUAUUUCAACACUAAGUAUUGUUGUAAUUUAUAGAUAUUACAAAAAAUAAAUAUUGAAGAGUGAGAUAAAAAAAUCUUUCAAUUACUACAUUAUUACCGAGUUUGUUAUUUUAUCUAUUUCCGACAAAUAGAUAAAUGUCCAACCCUACGACACCGGAACAGUUCGAUAGUACAUUAGAACGCAGUACAAAUAUAAAAUAAAAACAUCGAUCUUAAUUCGAAUACACAAAGCCUUCGGUCUCUGUUUUUGUUUGCAAAGCA
Molecule: messenger RNA, 5545 nt
Organism: Pieris rapae (cabbage white)
Lineage: Eukaryota; Metazoa; Arthropoda; Insecta; Lepidoptera; Pieridae
Gene: Oseg1
Product: intraflagellar transport protein 122 homolog
Exons: 23
Coding region: 192-3734 (1180 amino acids)
Biological process (GO): non-motile cilium assembly; intraciliary retrograde transport; protein localization to cilium
Cellular component (GO): non-motile cilium; intraciliary transport particle A
Molecular function (GO): protein binding
Source: RefSeq, a predicted model, not a curated record